UGGGAAUAAUGUUACAUGGUGAGCUGGUGUGAGUCAGUUUUGUUUCAGUUGAACUGUUACUGAUGUUUGUCACGUUUAGCUGUGUGUAGCAUUUGACUUGAGUGUAUCAGUGUAACUUGCACUGACUAUCGCCAUGGAGGCCUCCAGGUGUAUGAUCAUCUAAACAGUACUGACCAUAAGAUCCACAAGCUACAUAGAAGUUACGAUGGAGAGUUCAGUUAAACAUGGCCUCUUUAUUUUUCUUCUCUUGUUGUGGAAAUUCUUGGAUUGAGCCAUUCAGGAAGUGCCACAAGAAACCAAAAACUCUACAAUAUGCAAUACCACAAACAAUUCCUCGGCGAUGUUGUCCUGCUCCUCGGAUUCCUGGUAUCACGUGAUCCAAGAGCUGUAUUCGCCAGUCAGCAGUAACUGUUCGUUAAACAACACCAACAACAGUUUACAAGAAAAAAGUGAGACCGGCCUCAGCGUGUCCUGCGCUGGUCCUGCCAACAGCAGCGUCUGUAACGAGUCUGUGACGAGAGGUACAAAGGGCUUCAACGAGGCUUUGGUGGCGGUGACCUACGAAUGUAUCAACGUGAGCAAAAUCUACAAGCUGUGCUUCAAGCAGGAAGUGAACCUGGAAGGACAAGUCUACCUGGCCUCACCAUUAAUGUUCACAUCAUCUGAAAAAAGUUCAUUUAAUAGUUGUGUCUGCGAAAUAACUGGUGCUUCGAAAGCCGAAGUUUUGUACGCGGAUGUGGAUAACUCCAAUGUGAACAUCACUUGUGGCAACUGGAGUAGACAUGAAUUCUUGUUUCAACCUACUGUAGUUAACACCGACCUGAGCUUGCAAAGCAAACCAUGCACGAUGAGAAUCAUCUACCGUGACGAUAACAGAAGUGGCUCGAAAGGUCGAGUGUGGAUGAAAGUAUCCGGCGGCAACAUGACACUUAACUGCAGCGAACAGCCACCAGACUCUGUAUUCACUCUGUCAACAACAACCACAGCGACGAUGUCUGCAACGACGUCUUCCUCCACCAAAACAUCUUUGACGACAAGUUUCACAUCUCAAGAGUCCUCUCCGGAUUCCACUGUGACUUCUUCAAGAUGUUCGUCUUCGAAUAUGUCGUCUCCUGCCUCUUGUAUAUCGUUACAGAUGUCCAACAACUCUACCACCUCACAGCCCGUUUCCAGUUCCUUGCCGCCCACACUUAGCACAUCACAGUCCCUCUCUAGCAUAUCACAGCCGGUUACCGCCACCUCACAGCCGGUUUCCACCACUACAAAACCAGUCUCCACCACCUCACAGCCGGUUUCCACCACUACAAAACCAGUCUCCACACCUCACAGCCGGUUUCCACCACUACAAAACCAGUCUCCACCACCUCACAGCCGGUUUCCACCACUACAAAACCAGUCUCCACCACCUCACAGCCGGUUUCCACCACUACAAAACCAGUCUCCACCACCUCACAGCCGGUUUCCACCACUACAAAACCAGUCUCCACCACCUCACAGCCGGUGUCCACCGCCUCACAGCCGGUUUCCACCACUACAAAACCAGUCUCCACCACCACACAGCCGGUCUCCACCAGCGCUCAGUCUACCUCUAGCACGUCUCUAUACACUUCUGACAUCUCGCAGUCCGCCUGGACAGCCCCCAUCUACCUCAUUGUUCCGGUCGUUGUGGGAGGCGUGGCUCUCAUUGCCAUCGUCGUUGCCAUUCUAA
Pomacea canaliculata is the source of this 1708-nucleotide messenger RNA. RefSeq lists its product as uncharacterized. The transcript is spliced from 5 exons. The record is from RefSeq and is a predicted model, not a curated record. Bases 341 to 1708 code for a protein of 455 amino acids. Lineage: Eukaryota; Metazoa; Mollusca; Gastropoda; Architaenioglossa; Ampullariidae.